Messenger RNA from Chondrus crispus (carragheen), 1521 nucleotides. Its product is annotated as Putative carbohydrate sulfotransferase. Gene Ontology annotation, molecular function: sulfotransferase activity. The transcript has 2 exons. The record is from RefSeq and is a predicted model, not a curated record. Lineage: Eukaryota; Rhodophyta; Florideophyceae; Gigartinales; Gigartinaceae. Gene Ontology annotation, cellular component: membrane. The coding region runs from base 1 to 990 and encodes 329 amino acids.
AUGAUCUGGAUGCCGUUCUGGAAUGCGUUUAUGUCUCACUACGGAGAGCCGAACAAGAAAGGGAACCCUCCUCUAUUAUGGCCAGGGAGGGGAGCAGUGGCAGCGGACAACAAAUGGUCAGAGGCAAGCUUGACAUCGACUAAACCGGAACCAUCGAAGGAGCGUAGACCGCUCAGUCACCGAGAUUACAACUUAACUUUUGCUGUCUGGACAGCCCAGAUGAUGUACGCUGUGCAAACUCCAGAUUUGAGGGUGGUAUCUUGUGUGCCUCCUAAGAACGGGUGCACUUAUCACAGGAGUCUCCUUCGCAGAAUAUCUGGAAAUGAAGAUUUUGACCGCGUUUAUGCCAUACAUAACUUGACUUGGAGGCUGGAGAUGGCGCUUAGUACUCUCCGGGAGGAGCAAAUAGAGGACAUUUUGGAAAAUGACGAGGUGCCAAAAUAUAUUCUUACUCGAAACCCUAUCACGAGAACACUUUCAGGGUACUUGAAUAUGGUUCACAACAGACUUCCUAUUGAGAAGCGAACCGUGACACAUUUUGAGGACUGGAUCCGACAGGAGUUCUCGGACGGACGACUAACGCAAGAGGGCCGCAUCGAGAUGAAUCCGCAUUGGAUGCCGCAGUCGAAGCUGUGCGGUGUGGAAUAUGGCAUCCACAAAUACUUCCGAUUGUUGAAGUUCGAGGAACCAGUUUCAGUUAUCACUUUUAUAUACGAUCAUGUGCCGCGGAAAUUCUUAGAUGAUGGAUGGGGACGUAAAGACAAGGUGAACGUUUCGUUCAGCAACUAUAUGCUCGGCCCGAGAAAUCGGACGGAGGGUACAUCAGAAAAGCUGCUGACGUACUUCAGAUCGCUGGACACCUUCGAUCAUUUGGCUGGGCAAUUAAGCUUAGAUAUUGAUGAGCUCGGAUAUCGAAAAGAGGUCACGGAAAUGAGGAAUCUAUUGGUAAACAGGGACAAGAAUUCUCAAGGAAGAGGGCUUGUUGGCUAGUAGCCUAUUUUCGUAUACUAAUUCUUCGUUAUGGGCGGAUAAAGGAAGCACAUGAUCGGAAGGGAACAAUUGCCAGGACGAAAAGAUGAAUGUAGUGCGAUGUAGUGCGAUGUAGUGCGAUGUUGGCUCAGUUCAUUAUUCUCGUCAAUGAAGGUACGCAGAAGGAGACAGCACUAAGGCUGUGCGGUCCCGUUGAGAAACCCUUCUCUGCACAGUAGAGUCCCUUCGUACAGUACAGCUCUACUGAGACCUCCUCGUACAGUAUGUGACAUUAGGGAAUCCCUAUUGCGUGCUGUGGGAGGUCUCUGUACAGGACCAAGGGUACUCCCUAAUAGAGGGUACAGUAGAGGUGUAGCAGCGAAGUCUCGCGGAGCAGUGCAAGUGAGCCUGUUUUUGUAUCUUCAAGUUCGUAUUGCGACCCAAAAUCCUGCUUUGGAGAGCUACAUGCAGUAGUGCACCAUGAGAUCAAGGAAAAUGAAACCCGCUAGACAAUGCUAAUUGAAAAAUGGUCACAUGGCAAGCCUUCGAGGU